GUCCCAUCUUCUUAUAGAAAAUUAGCUGUCUUCUCUUUCUCUCCUUCCAAUCGUUUAACAAGUCAACCUUUUGCCGCCCCUUCCAUCAGCCUAUUACAGCCCUUUUAGCGACACUAAAAAAAACGAUGAAAAUCAAUCCAGAAAUUGCCAAGAGCUUUCCAGACCUCUACGAAAGUGCAUUGAAAUACGAGGAACGCGGCCGAAAGAACAAACUUUGGCAGGAACAAGUGCAAAACGAACUGACGCUCGUAGGAGCUGAGCCAAAUAAAGUUACAUGGGAGUUCGAGAUCGCGGAAAAGCACUGCAACCUGAUCGGUAAUUUUCAUGGUGGAUGUGUAGCGACGGUGAUUGAUGUAUGCAGUAGUUUUGCAAUCUUGACAAAUCAAGGCAAACAUAAAUGGCAAUUCGUAGGAGUCUCGACUGGGUUAUCUGUAGCAUAUUUGAACGGGAUGUCUCCAGGACAAGUUGCACGAAUCGAAUGUGAAGUUCAACACGUUGGCAAGAGUGUGGGCAGCGUAUUUACUCGAGUUUACAACAAGGAAGACAACCGUUUAUGUUAUACCUCAACGCAUGGAAAAUACCGCAUUGAUGCUAGAUUAUAGACCAUACAUAUAGACAUUGCAUUUCUCGACACACAAGCCUUUAUCAAUUACCAUAGACCAUUUUGUCCUGUACAUGAGCUCGAUAUUAAAAGAAAGACCUAGUAGUCUUGAGC
Zychaea mexicana is the source of this 715-nucleotide messenger RNA. Its product is annotated as HotDog domain-containing protein. The record is from RefSeq and is a predicted model, not a curated record. NCBI's taxonomy places the organism in Eukaryota, Fungi, Mucoromycota, Mucoromycetes, Mucorales, Lichtheimiaceae. The transcript has 3 exons. Gene Ontology annotation, molecular function: fatty acyl-CoA hydrolase activity. Bases 126 to 602 code for a protein of 158 amino acids.